Messenger RNA from Rattus rattus (black rat), 2773 nucleotides. It is a transcript of the gene Pusl1, whose product is annotated as pseudouridine synthase like 1. Bases 37 to 912 code for a protein of 291 amino acids. Gene Ontology annotation, biological process: tRNA pseudouridine synthesis. Gene Ontology annotation, molecular function: pseudouridine synthase activity; RNA binding. The record is from RefSeq and is a predicted model, not a curated record. The transcript has 8 exons. Lineage: Eukaryota; Metazoa; Chordata; Mammalia; Rodentia; Muridae.
CCACGUGCAACCGCCCCGCCCGCCAGCCGCUCAAAUAUGGGUUCCUGCGGGGCGGUGGGCUCCGUGCGUGCGCGCUACCUUGUGUUCUUCCAGUACUUGGGCACAGACUUCAAUGGAGUUGCGGCCGUGAGAGGUAACCAUCGCGCUGUUGGGGUACAGAACUUUCUGGAGGAGGCUGCCAAGCGGCUGAACUCGGUCGAGCCGGUCAGGUUCACUAUCUCCAGCCGCACUGAUGCCGGAGUGCAUGCCCUGAGCAACGCGGCGCACCUGGACAUCCAGCGCCGCCCAGGCCGGCCGCCUUUCUCCCCAGAGAUCGUGACCAAGGCCCUCAACACCCACCUGAAGCACCCAGCCAUUCGUGUACUGAAGGCCUUCCGAGUGCCCAAUGACUUCCACGCGCGCCACGCAGCCACCUCCAGAACCUACCUAUACCGUCUGGCCACAGGCUGCUCCGGGCCUAAUCAGCUGCCUGUGUUUGAACAAAAUGUAUGCUGGUCUCUGCAGACAGAGUACCUGGAUAUAGCUGCCAUGCAGGAGGCUGCCCAGCAUCUCCUUGGGACACAUGAUUUUAGUGCCUUCCAGUCUGCUGGCAGCCCAGUCCCACAUGCUGUACGCACACUGCGAAGAGUCUCUGUGUCUCCUGGUCCAGCCAGUUUAUAUGUCCUCCCUCAGGAGAGCAGGAGGCUGCAGUUCUGGACCUUGGAGUUUGAAAGCCAGUCUUUCCUCUAUCGACAGGUGCGGAGGAUGACAGCUGUGCUGGUGGCUGUGGGGCUAGGGAUUCUGGCACCUUCACAAGUGAAAGUGAUUCUGGAGAGUCAAGAUCCCUUGGGCAAGUAUCAGACUCGAGUUGCCCCAGCCCAUGGCCUGUUCUUGAAGUCAGUGCUGUAUGACAACUUUGGUCCUACAUCCUGAACCCUAUGGUGUGGAAAUCAGCUGACGGCACACAGUGGAGAUGAAGCCACACGGCAGACAAGGCUGUCAACCUUGUCCAACAUUACUGUGCUUGGCAGAGAUUAAUCUACAGCUAUGUAGGGCUCUGGCGGUCCUGCCUGCCUUCCAGCAGCUCCCACCUCCCCAGGCUUUCUACUCUUUGUCACUAAAGAGACCAGAUAGGGUCCCGGGCAGUCAAAAGCUUUAAGAACCCACGUUUUCUGGGAGCCCUGUUUCCCUGGGGGCAAGGGAAUAGGAAUAAAAGGCACAGAGAACAAAAAGGCCUGUUUAUUACUUUAGCCAGCCUAUGACUCUGAUGCUGGGAAAACUGCAAGAGACCACAGCGGUGGGUUACUGGUGGAUACAUGUCAGCUGGGAGCCUGGGGAAGGCCAUUUUUGAGCAAUGCUGUGAGAAAGCUUCCCAGCUCCUCAUCCUGUAAGAAAGGGAACCACAGUUAAACACUACAAACAACACAAUACCGAGUGAGAUCUCCAGGAGUACUAGUGAUGCCCAUCCUCCUUACUUGGUAAGUCCAGGAGACCAGAAGCACUUUAGUACCAGGGUCCUCUGAGUGGGCAGCAGCUUGGAUAAGAAUGGACUCCACGGUCACAGAGCCAUCCGGGAGAUGCUGUACACAGUGGUCCUUGAGGGUGCUAAGGAGAGGCAUAGUGAGACCCCUGCCUCACUCUGCUUGUAGGGGUGGGGCAAGGUCAGGGCGCACCUCUUGAGAUGGCUGUACACACGUAGGGCUGUUUCUUGUUCUUUGCGUGUGUCCUGCAGGUGCACACGACAGGUGAAGCGCAGUUGGUGUUCGGCCAGGCCCAACUCCUUGAGGGCUUGCUCCGAGGAUACCAGCCGGAAAUUCUGAGAGGCAAAGGCAAACACGUCAUGGAAAGUAAUGGAUGCAGUCCCCACCCCACCCCACCACUGUUUAUACUUACAUUGUCUUUCAUAAUUAGGGUGCCAUGUAAAAGCCUAGGUUUUUUGGCUUCGGGCAACAGUCCUGUGAAGAAUGGAAUGAUGCAGUCAACCCAGCCACCAGUUACCUGCCCCCUUGACCCAUGCCCCAGCUUGCCCUUCAUACCCUGUACCAUCUCGCGCUUCAGCAGUCCGAGGGAGAUGCCCACAGGGAUGCUGGGGCUUGUAGGCAGUGUCACUGUCUCACCGUUGGCUGGCAUGUAGCAGCUGACCCCUGAGGGAAGCAGUACAGAGCCUCAGUCUAGGCUGCCAGCCUUGACUGUACCACCCCACAGGUCUUCCCUGCCCACUGGCUGCCUACGGAAUUCCUGCUCAAUCUUCUGCCUCAGGAACUCCAUCUUCUUGGCCUCGCCAUGCACCAGCAGCACACUCUCGGGCUCUGCCUGCCCCACCAGCUGCAUGAUGCCCUUGGCGUCGGCGUGGGCACUGAAGGACAUGUACUCCACUUGCAUCUUUACCUCCAGCUGCAGCAUCACAAGAUGGAAGCAGAGUCAGCGGCAGCAAGUGCCUCGGAAGGGCAGGCCUGCUGAGCCCAGGACAGGGAGGCACUCACCAUCUGACGCCCUUCCAUUUCCAGCUUGCGUUGCCCACUAAGGAUCUUGUGGCCCACAGUACCUUGCACACAGUAGCCAGGCAUGAUGACCUGAAAGCAGAGGUGAGGUUCAGCUUGGCCUCCCACCACCUCCUGGAACAACCCCUGAUGUGAAUUCUCAGGGGGAGGCAACUACUGUGGCAGUUGCUCAGUCUGAGCUGGUGGCAUCAUAGGGUCAGGACACAAAGGUCAAGGACCAGUUCUGUACUCCAGUUCCCUAAAGCUAUAAAGAGCCCUCUUGGCACUUGGGGAUUGGUCCCAAACCCUCACCA